This is a messenger RNA of Armigeres subalbatus, 1608 nucleotides long. RefSeq lists its product as uncharacterized. NCBI's taxonomy places the organism in Eukaryota, Metazoa, Arthropoda, Insecta, Diptera, Culicidae. Gene Ontology annotation, molecular function: nucleic acid binding. The transcript has a single exon. The record is from RefSeq and is a predicted model, not a curated record. Bases 1 to 1608 code for a protein of 535 amino acids.
AUGACAUUGGAUAUUCUCACCGUACCCCGUUGGGUGUCAUUCUCCAACGAUCUUGCCACGGUAGAGUUGCAUGGGUUCUGUGACGCAUCAAAUGCCGCUUAUGGUGCCUGUCUCUAUCUUCGAUGUGUCACUAGCGAUGGUACAAUAACUGCUCGGCUUAUCACCGCCAAGUCAAGGGUUGCACCACUGGAAGACCUGAAGCGGAAAAAGAAAGUCCUAUCAACACCCCGACUCGAACUUUCCGCAGCUCUUUUACUGAGCCAUCUAUACGAAAAGGUCCGCCAUAGCGUUCAGAUUACGUUCCAACCGUUCUUUUGGACAGACUCGACAAUCGUCAAGUAUUGGCUGGCUUCUCCACCAUCUCGCUGGCAAAUCUUCGUUGCAAAUCGUGUUUCGGAGAUCCUGCACAUUACUAGCAGCGGCGUAUGGAACCAUGUUGCUGGUGCAAAUAAUCCCGCAGAUAUUAUCUCGCGUGGAAUGACUCCCGCACAGUUAAAAUACGAAACGUUGUGGUUUGAAGGCCCACUCUGGUUGCGGCAAGAUCGUUCAAUGUGGCCAAACUGUACAGUCCCUCUACCAGACAUCGAACAAUCCCUUUUAGAAGAACGAUCAACUGUUGCGCUGCCAGCUCGAGCGAAAUCGCCAAGUGAAUUAUUCGCUCUUCGAUCUUCGUUCACUGAUCUUGUUAGAUUAGUUGCAUACAUCCGUCGAUUCGUUCACAACUGUUCACCAAACAACCUCGCCAGCAAACAUUCGGGGACAAUCAAGCUGCAGGAGCUGAACGAAGCGACUGAAGUAUUAGUUCGCCUAGCCCAGGGGGAUAGCUUUCCCGAAGAAGUAGCAGCUUUGUCUCGCAGUCGAGAAGUAAAAACUUCGUCCAAGAUUCAUGCGCUCAAUCCUAUUAUGGUUGGGAAAACGAUUCGAGUUGGCGGCCGGCUUGCUCAUGCACCUAUCCCGGAGAGUCGCAAACAUCCGAUGAUUUUACAUCAUCGUCAUCCGUUUACCAAAUUAGUCGUGGAACACUACCACCGUAAACUUUUCCACGCUGGUCAGCAGCUACUCGUAGCUUCCGUCAGAGAAAAAUUCUGGCCCACAAACGCACGCGAUGUGGCUCGUACCGUCUGCCACAAGUGUGUAACAUGCUUCCGGAACAAGCCAACUGUACACGAGCAACUGAUGGCCGAUCUUCCGUCCGUUCGAGUCAACCCUGCAGCCGUUUUUCUGAAGGUUGGUGUAGAUUUGUGUGGUCCAUUCUACAUCAAAUAUCCAGUUCGUCGCAGCACACCAGUGAAAUGUUUCGUGGCGAUAUUUGUAUGUCUGGCAACGAAAGCCGUUCACAUGGAGGUUGUAGCGGAUUUGUCGACGCAAGCUUUCCUUUCUGCUUUCAAGCGAUUCGUUGCGGUUCGUGGAAAACCGCAUGUGGUCAUGUGCGACAAUGCCACCAAUUUCGUAGGGGCCAACAGAGAAUUGGAAGAGUUGCGCCUCCAGUUCCUAGACCAGCAGUUUCAGCAUACCGUAGUCCGUAUACAGCCGAGGAUGAAGGAAUUCAAUUCGACUUCAUUCCGGCCCGUUCGCCAAAUUUUGGCGGAUUAUGGGAGGCUGCGGUAA